CGGCGCGCCGCUGGUGUCAUGCGGAAGAUGGCGGCGUCCAGGGGAGGCUGAGGGCGCUGGGGAGGUAGAGGCAGGUUUCCGUACAGCCUGAGCGUGCGGCUUUGGGGAUCCCUUCGCUCCGUUUCCUGCUCUCAGGUUUCGCGCCGGUCGUCCUCCCAGGCUCUCGGGCGCGAUGUGGAGGAGCUGCCUCCGGCUGCGGCACGCCGGGCGCCGCCUCCUGAACCCGCCCCGGGGUGCCCUCACCGCCUCCGUGCGGCCGGGGCCAAACCCCCUGAUCCCUGCCCGGGCCUACGCGCCCCCAACAGAAAGGAAGAGGUUUUAUCAGAAUGUCAGCAUCACACAGGGUGAAGGUGGCUUUGAGAUAAACCUGGACCACAGGAAGCUGAAAACUCCCCAAGCCAAGCUCUUUACUGUCCCCAGCGAGGCCUUGGCCAUCGCGGUGGCCACUGAAUGGGACUCCCAGCAGGACACCAUCAAGUUCUACACCAUGCACCUGACCACACUGUGCAACACGUCUUUAGACAACCCUACCCAGCGGAACAAGGACCAGCUGAUCCGGGCAGCUGUGAAGUUUCUGGACACUGACACCAUCUGCUACAGGGUGGAAGAGCCGGCGACGUUAGUCGAACUGCAAAAGAACGAGUGGGACCCAAUCAUGGAAUGGGCCGAGAAGAGAUACGACGUGGAGAUCGGCUCCUCCACCAGCAUAAUGGGGCCCAGCAUCCCAGCCAGGACUCGGGAGGUGCUCGUCAGCCACCUGGCAUCUUACAACAUGUGGGCCCUACAAGGGAUUGAGUUUGUAGUGACCCAGCUCAAGUCCCUGGUGCUGACCUUGGGCCUGAUGGACCUGCACCUGACCGUGGAGCAGGCCGUGCUGCUGUCCCGCCUGGAGGAGGAGUACCAGAUCCAGAAGUGGGGCAACAUCGAGUGGGCCCACGAGUACGAGCUGCAGGAGCUGCGGGCACGCACGGCCGCCGGCACCCUGUUCGUCCACCUCUGUUCCGAGAGCACCACGGUGAAGCACAAACUCCUGCAGCAGUGAGGCCUGGCCGGGUGCGUCCCCCGGCCCGCGGGGCCCCUGCUCGGCGUCGCUCUGCCAUGCCCCCCGGGACCCAGCGUGACUGUGGAGGUCAGCCCGCGCCCCGGCCGGGCGCCCCUGGCCCAGUUGGCAGCGAGCGAGCGGGACAAGCGAACGAGCGACUUCCUCUCAAGCUGGUUUUAUUAAAUACCUGUCUGCCCUGGGAACGCGUGGAGGCCUGUUCUCAUUUGCGCCUCUGCUUUCCUCCAUUCCUCUUGCUACGUCUGGGCUUCACCAAGGUCAGACGGCUUCCCUCCCACGACACGUCCUGCUCUCUGCUGCCCGUGGCCGGGAGCCUCACGCAGCUCUGUGCGGCCCUCAGCUGGGAGACGUUUUUCCCCUGGUUUUUUAAUCAGUCUUUCGAAAGUGAGUCCUUUUUGUCCUACACUGGUUAUUUCUAUUUGUUCCUAGUAUUUUAGAAGAAAGCAUUUACUCUUGAAAAUAGAAAGCAUGCAUUGUUUGUGGGUUAAAAGCCCAGGUGGGCAGGGCAAGGCCGGCUGACUUGUAAGUGUCCUGCUCAGGGAGCCCCGACUGUCCUUCCUACUUGGCCACUCGCCGCACCCUGGGUGCCCUGUGCGGUCUCCUGGGGCCACAGGCCAGGUGCUCUCCCUGAGGCCCUGACUGUACUCAGACGAGGUACCGUCACCUCCCCACUUCUCAUUCCUGAGAUGGAGCUCAGGCUGCAGAGGUGACAUGGGAGGCCCAGCCUGUGCUCUUCACCUCUGGAGGGUCGUGUGGCCCCUGCGACCAACCUUAGAGACGCAGGGAGCCAUGGCCUCCACCCUGAUGGGCCGGCCCAGGUCCCACGGCUAUGCCGGGGCUCCGGCCUCUCCCGUGUCCCUCCUCAACACACGGAGAAGAGAAGGACUCAGUCCACGUCAGCCUCGUCCGCCUGCCGCUGGAGGCCUGCCCUGGGCGCAUCAGCAGAGAUGGUGGGCACGCAGCUGACGUUAGGCCGUGGCCAAGGGUGUAGCAGCCACCUUGGAAGCUGCUCUGCGGCUGGCCAGCUGCAAGGCCAACUGAUCAUCUUGGACUUUUCCUCCUGCACGUGUGUGAAUAGGAGUUCUGAUGUUGUUUUUUUUUUAAAGAAUGGAGAAAAGAAGGGGGUGCCUGGG
Zalophus californianus (California sea lion) is the source of this 2193-nucleotide messenger RNA. It is a transcript of the gene ATPAF2, whose product is annotated as ATP synthase mitochondrial F1 complex assembly factor 2. The coding region runs from base 173 to 1042 and encodes 289 amino acids. The transcript is spliced from 8 exons. Gene Ontology annotation, biological process: mitochondrial proton-transporting ATP synthase complex assembly. Gene Ontology annotation, cellular component: mitochondrion. The record is from RefSeq and is a predicted model, not a curated record. Lineage: Eukaryota; Metazoa; Chordata; Mammalia; Carnivora; Otariidae.